GUCUUUUAAACUAAUGUUGUUAUGCUGUCUGUGUGCUAGGGCUGUGUUAGGAGAAAGGUACGUGUUUAUAUACACAUACACACACAAUCACUCGCAAACCUUCGAUUAGCAAGGCUGGCUUGCUGGCUGCGUACGGUGAAGAAAGAAGCUCAACAAUAACAUUCCAUUGGCAGAUGGCGUGUUUUGAGAAAAAGUGCAUCAUUGUUACAGCGGUCCUUCUCACUUGCUGGUUGACAACUGCCAGCUCGCUCAGAUUCCUUUACGGAGAAAUCGGACGGUCGUUUGAGAUGCGUUGUCUGCCUGUGAGCGCGGCGAGAAUUCGCUACGACGUUGUUGCGUGGCGCCUGAACGGCUCAGCGAUGGACAAUAGCUCUGACGUUUUCACACAGAGCACGCUCCUGAGAUUAAAGAAAGUCGCUCUCUCGAAUCGAGGAGAGUACUCGUGCCACGAUGCCAGCACGGGCCGCGAGUUGGACCGUAUUGCUUUCAAGCCAGGAUAUCCUCCACAUUCGAUAAACGUCACCUGCAGGAGCAAAGAUUACUUGGAUUGCCUCUGUACCUUCCAUUUAAACAGAGAAACUUUCCUGCCCACCAAUUACACUGCCGUGUACGGGGACAAAUCAUUCAAAGAUUGUCUCACAGAAAGUAAAGACAGCUGUCUUAUACGAAAUGUAUAUUUGUUUACUGUUGAGAUUUUCACACUCACAGUAACUGCAGUCAACGACCUUGGAUCCACAAAUAAUACCGCCACCUACACGGAUAACAUCGUUCAGCCGGAUCCUCCAGAGAACGUGACGGCACACCGUGUGAAGAAUGCCAAAAGCAGCAUUAUUGUCACUUGGAAGGAGCCUUCCACGUGGAAUACUGUCAUGCAACUCAAGUAUGAAAUGGACUACAAGCCGAAUCAAACAUCAAGCUGGCAAACGGUGGAAUUGAACGAGAAUAAUUUCACCAUCACUGACGCUCAUCAAGGGGGGGAGCCGUACGUGGUGCGUGUGCAUUGCCACGAUGUCUUUGUGGGCAGGUGGAGUGAGUGGAGCCCCCAAGUCUACGUAGGGACACAGCAGGUGUUUGGCGUUCUUGGCUCGGAGGUCACCUUGAAGUGUGGGUUUCCUGAAGAUACAAUGGGUGGCCAAUUUGUGUGGACAUUGAAUGGCUCUGGACUCACGCCCAACAGCGACGUCACUCUCCGGCAGAACCGCCUCACGCUCAACAAUGCCAGUGCCCAGUACGCAGGGUCCUACUCCUGUUCCCCUGCCGGCACGAAUGAUGUUGUAGACUACAUUCUGCUCAACCUCGGAUCAAUGCCAAAAACAGCAACAAUACAAUGCAGAGCAGUGAAUUACAAUCAUUUUAAGUGUGUGUGGAGUAAUGAGAACAACAUAAACUUCAAGGCCCAGUACCGGUUCGUGGGCAAUGACACGGUUGUAGAGUGCACAUUGCUCGGUGGUGGCAAUGUGUGCAUCGGCGCAUGGCCAGGAAGUCCAUCACCCACUCUUGAGUUGCAUGUGUCAGCCUCAAAUUCCUUUGGCGUCACAAAUUCAUCCGUUCAGCUCCAAUUAAAAACCGUCCUGAGACCUGAGCAUCCAGUGGUAUUGCGGAGCUGCCCAUCAGAUCUGGCACCACGUCCAUCCAGCCCUUCAGUGUGCGUGCGCUGGGCUGCACCAGCCUCCUGGCGACUGCCAGAGGUCUUCCCCCUGCAAUAUCGACUAAGGUUCAACGUCAGCCAUGUGGUAGAAGUCUCGGGCUAUAACACGUACAGCUAUACCUUGACUUGUGUGGCACCAUGCAUUCAAUAUGCUAUUCAAGUGGCAGCAAGGGAUGCUGCCAAUAAUGGGGAGUGGAGCGAAUGGAGUCAGCCCAUCACCCUCCCAUGUAACCAGGCCACUUCAGUUUCUGAAUUACAAUUCAUCAUCUUGGCGUUUGUGGCGAGUCUUUUGGGACUGGAGUUCUGCUGAGCCAAACCAAACUGGCACUUCGAGCAAGCGAGGUGGACCGCAUCAAUGCCACCAAGGACAUCCCCUUGUCCAUCCAGGAAGGUGGCGACUUUGGCCCUGCAUAUUAAUUCACCGAGACUGUUUUAAUUCUACAACACGCACGCGCGCACACAGAUACACAAAGGCGCGUGCACUGCGUGCACAAAAGCUCUCAGCCUUAUUCAUAUCAUGAUUGUAUAUCUGUUGCCAGAACAAUUUACGGUGUGGGGAAACACACACAUGCAAUUGAAUUGAUGGAUCAUGUAUUGAAUCACCAUGUAAACAACACCCACUUGCAAGCUGUCAGAGGGAGAUGUGACAAGUGUCUGACCUAUACGCAGUUUGAGUAGUCGACCCUCAUGCACAGGCUUUCUGUAGGUACUCGUUAUCUCUCAGUUGCAAGCGAGACAAAACAAAUGCAAAACCUAUACUUUUCAAGCAUAACCUUCACGAAAAAAAUAUCUUAACAUUUACACUCCAAUGAUGACUGCUCUUAUGCCAUCUUGCGUUUGUAAAAAUGUGUUUGUUUAUAUCUAAGAAAGGUUCUUAUAAGCUGUACUGUGUAAUGACAAAUCCAUAUUAAAUACCAAAACACCAUAUUAAUAUUCAAGAUGUAAAUAAUAUUUUGUACCAUGGUCUAAUAUGAACAAAUGUAACGCUGCAGGUACUUGUACAAAUGUUUUCCUUGACUGUGAUGAAAGUGGAACGAGGAUGCUACAUAGUGCCACUACUCUUAUGAUACACACCAACACUAUUCCUGGCUGUGCAUUUGAAUAAUUACAUAGUAGAUGCAUUAUCAAUGGUUGCAACAUUUCUGCAGAGCUGUAAACACUGGAAAACGUUAUACUCGUGGAAUAAAAAAAUCAGAAAAAAAUCACUGCCUUUAUUAACUCAUUUUCAAAGUUCAAUGUAAAGAACACAAAGUGGAGAAACAUUGGAUAGUGUUUCAUCAUGAACUCACAUCAGGUAUAACCAAUAGAGCAUAUGGUUAAUCAAACAGUAUUCAAUUGAAAAUAAUGAGCCUGAUGGCCAGAGCAAGGACACUUACAACUCCUGACACAAUGCAUAUUUAAUAAUUUCAAAUGGUUUCUGGUCAAGUGGUUCCCAGUAAACAUACGAUGGAUCAACUCUGGCAUGUGGAUGGAACCGUAGGACCAACGUUGGCCCCGCAUUGGUCCAAAGUUAAAUGUUCAUUGGGUUACCAAUUAUCUACAGUCACCAAAUAGAGUUAAUGUUUCCAUGCCAUUAGCACAUUGCACAUAACAGUGCAAGUAGCUUUCAUGAGGAGUUUUUUGUUGUUGUUGAUCAAGGUACCCACUCACCAGUGGUUGGGUUGACACAGAUGCUGCCACAGCUGAGUGUGUAAGUGAUAAAGAGAUGUACCCCCCCCCCCCCAUGUUUGCCAAAUAUGGAAAA
Messenger RNA from Petromyzon marinus (sea lamprey), 3392 nucleotides. RefSeq lists its product as uncharacterized. Gene Ontology annotation, molecular function: protein binding. The record is from RefSeq and is a predicted model, not a curated record. Lineage: Eukaryota; Metazoa; Chordata; Hyperoartia; Petromyzontiformes; Petromyzontidae.